Trichoderma aggressivum f. europaeum is the source of this 915-nucleotide messenger RNA. RefSeq lists its product as uncharacterized. The transcript has 3 exons. Gene Ontology annotation, cellular component: cytoplasm. Gene Ontology annotation, molecular function: oxidoreductase activity, acting on the CH-OH group of donors, NAD or NADP as acceptor. The record is from RefSeq and is a predicted model, not a curated record. The coding region runs from base 1 to 915 and encodes 304 amino acids. Lineage: Eukaryota; Fungi; Ascomycota; Sordariomycetes; Hypocreales; Hypocreaceae.
AUGUCUGUUAAAGGAAAAUACGCGAUUAUCACAGGCGGCGGCGCAGGCAUUAAUCUCGCCUUCGCCCGCCUCCUGCUCGGCAAAGGCUGCUCGGUCAUCAUUGGGGAUCUUAGACUCACAGAUGAGGUCCAAGCUGUCUUGAACGAGUUUCCCCAUUACAAUCUAGAUAAAGGUCAACCCGCCGCGAUGUUUUGCAAAGUCGACGUAGUAUCGUGGCAGCAGCUCACAUUGUUCUGGGAAUUUGGACUCGGGGCAUUCCCCAGAAUUGACAUUGUCAUACCUGGUGCUGGGUUAUAUGAACCGCCGUGGUCUAGCUUUUGGCAACCUCCUCGCACUGAGACAAACCCGCAUUCUGCGUCUCUCGACCUUGCUGAUGCUGAGCCGGGACACUAUGCGAUUCUGGACGUCAAUCUAACCGCCCCUAUACGUCUAAGUCAGUUGGCCAUUGGAUAUUGGACGCGUAACAAGUUACCUGGCUGUAUCGUCCACCUUGGAAGCAUCGCCGGAUAUAUUUCAGGUCCAGCUACACCUUUAUACUACGCUAGCAAGCAUGGUAUUCACGGCUUCGUCAAGUCUUUAGGCGAUCUACGCGAUCAACUAGGCAUUCGAAUCAGCGCAAUCGCCCCUGCACCCGUACUCACUGCCUUAUGGAAUAGCGACGAAGCCCGACUGAAUACUUUAAUGAAAGAUGCGACGUUUGUUCCUAUGGAAGAAGUUACGGCGGCCAUGUACGAACUUGUCGUUAAUGAAGAAUAUGGUAAUGGGACUAUAUUGGAAGUGACAGCCGGUGCGACGAGAGUUAUUCCUAAAUUCAAUGCGCGUCCUCCAACCGCUGGGUCAAUAGGAGCGCCAAACGCGAAACUCUAUUAUGACCAACUGUUUGAUGAUUUAAAGACGAAGGGUUUGCAAACGUAG